This is a messenger RNA of Armigeres subalbatus, 2822 nucleotides long. RefSeq lists its product as uncharacterized. The record is from RefSeq and is a predicted model, not a curated record. Gene Ontology annotation, molecular function: nucleic acid binding. Lineage: Eukaryota; Metazoa; Arthropoda; Insecta; Diptera; Culicidae. Bases 180 to 2822 code for a protein of 880 amino acids. The transcript is spliced from 2 exons. Gene Ontology annotation, biological process: DNA integration.
GAUGCUUACUUAGUAAGAGAACCGCGGAAGACCUUAAAAUUCUGAAAGUGGGGCUUGAAGUGAACAGCAUCGCUACGAAGAAAGAGGCGUUUCCAAAAUUUCCCAAUGUCCAAUUACGAUUAUCAAUUGACUAUACCGUUCCCCCCAGAAAAUUGGCAUAUCUCAGGAUUCCUGUUGCAAUGGAGGAUAAGGUCAAUCGCAAACUUCAAGAGAUGUUGGACGCAGAUAUUAUUGAACCCGUUCUUGGCCCUUCUGAUUGGAUCUCGCCUAUGGUAGUGGUUCCAAAAGGAUCUGAUGACAUUCGAUUGUGCAUAAACAUGCGUUACCCCAACCAAGCCAUUCAACGAGAACACUACCCUUUGCCAAUCAUUGACAACCUGCUAAAUAAGCUCAAAGGAGCGGUUGUAUUUUCAAAACUCGAUAUUACCUCCGCUUACUACCACGUAGAGUUACACCCGGAAUCGCGUGAGAUAACUACUUUUAUGACAAGUAAGGGUCUAAUGCGCUUUAAGCGGCUUAUGUUCGGUAUAAAUUGCGCACCGGAGAUAUUUCAGCGAAUAAUGUGCGAGAUGCUUGCUGAUAUCGAAGGUGUGAUCGUCUACAUCGACGACGUUGUUGUGUGGGGAGCAACUCUUGCCGAGCAUAAUGAGCGACUGCAAAAGGUGCUGGCAGUCCUUGAAAAGAACCAUGCUCUGCUGAAUAAAGAUAAGUGUGUGUUCGAAGUUCAGGAACUUGAAAUACUUGGUUUUAAGAUCAGCGGAGAUGGUAUUAGUCCUACAGAUGACAAAGUGGCAGCGAUCCGAAACUUCAGGCUGCCAGAGUCGAAGGAGGAAGUCCGAAGUUUUUUAGGGCUUCUGAAUUUCAUGGGCCAGUUUAUUCCUCACCUUUCUUCAAGGACCGAAGCGUUACGAAGUUUUAUUCGAGGUGAAGUAGAAUCCUUCGGUGCUGAUCAGGAAAAAGCGUUCGAUGACCUACGUCAUGAGUUGGCGAGCACAGUACACCGUCUUGGCUUCUUUGAUCCGAAAGACCUCACCGAGCUGUACGUGGAUGCAUCUGCAGUCGGUCUCGGCGCUGUUUUAACGCAGAGGGACAGCAAGAACCAACCACGAAUAAUCAGUUUUGCAUCGAAGGGGCUUACGAAGACGGAGAGAGUCUAUCCACAAACACAGCGCGAAGCAUUAGCUGUCGUUUGGGCAGUGGAAAAAUUUUAUUCGUAUUUGUUUGGUAUACACUUCACGGUUUUCACGGACCAUAAGACACUGGAGUACAUUUUUGGCGGAAAACACCAAGAGGGAAAGCGUGCAUGCUCGCGUGCCGAGGCGUGGGCGCUGCGGCUACAACCAUACGAUUUUACAGUGGUACAUGUCCCAGGGUCUGAAAAUAUCUCUGACAUCUUCUCAAGAUUAUGCCAUCAAUCAGAUGCACCGUUUGAUGAAAGUUCAGAACAUUACGUUUGCGAGAUCGGGGAUGAGCUAUCGGCUAUUACUCUGGAUGAAAUUAAAAAAGAAACCAAUCUUGACGAUGAACUAAAGGAAGUUGUUCAGGCUAUUGAAACCCAAGAGUGGCCUCCGCACUUGUUUGCCUAUCAGGCUUUCGCUAGGGAGCUUGGAGUUUUAAAUGGUGUUGUUGUCAGAGAAGACCGAAUCAUACUUCCUUCAAAACUGCGACAAAAAGCGUUGGAUAUCGCGCAUCGAGGCCACCCGGGAGUAGUAACAAUGAAACGCAAUCUAAGAGAGAAAGUAUGGUGGCCGUACAUGGACCGGGGAGUUGAGAAUCACGUGCAGGAGUGUGCUGGUUGUGCUUCAGUCAGCCAACAGGGACCGCCAGAGCCAAUGAUUCGUAAAGAAAUGCCUGAUCGAGCGUGGCAAGAUUUAGCUUUGGAUUUUUUCUCGGCAAAGGAAUGUGCGACGUUUUUGGUCGUGGUUGAUUAUUACAGCCGAUUUUUGACUGUCAUUGAGAUGAAAACCACUAAUGCAUCCAAAACCAUUGAGGCCUUAGAACGUAUCUUCAGAGAACACACCUACCCUGAAUCAGUUCGAACUGAUAAUGGACCUCCUUUUGCGAGUGAAGAGUUCACGAACUACUGUAUCAGGAAGAAUAUCCGACUCGUGCGUGCCAUACCUUAUUGGCCCCAGAUGAAUGGGCUAGUUGAAAGACAGAACCAGGGGAUCCUCCGAGCACUACGAAUUGCCAGAUCAUUAAAAGAAGACUGGAGGAAAGCUGUUGAUGAAUAUGUGUAUGCUUACAAUACAUCUCCGCAUUCUGUCACCGGAAAGUCCCCAAUGGAACUUCUCACUGGAAGGCCUGUGAAAGACCUACUACCUUCGCUAAGAACCGAGCCGUAUUGGAAUCGGGAUGAGGAAACGCGUGAUAAGGACACAAUAAAGAAAAUGCAGGGAAAAUUGUAUGCGGACAAACGACGUCAUGCCAAAGAAUCAGUAAUAUCCGUUGGUGAUACUGUCAUGAUUAAAAACUACGACAUGGGAAAACUGGAACCUAGAUUUCGAUUGGAGAAAUAUUCUGUGAUCCAGAAAAACGGAAGUGACGCGAUUGUCUUGAGUGCCGACGGGACCAAAUACAGACGCCCAGUAGCUCAUUUGAAAAAGUGGCCAAAUUGCCAUGGCCAAGAUGAUCUGCCACAGUUACCGGCUACACCGAUUUCAGAUGAUCAGGACGAUUCUCCGAAACAACCGGGCAUCGGAAAUUCUGAGAUGCGUACGACGAUAGCGGACAGGACGACUCGAAACAAAGAGUUUCAGGAACCUCCACCCACUAAACGGCCGAAGAGAUCCAUUAAGAUGCCAGCACGAUUUGAAUUAUGA